Molecule: messenger RNA, 2971 nt
Organism: Nothobranchius furzeri (turquoise killifish)
Lineage: Eukaryota; Metazoa; Chordata; Actinopteri; Cyprinodontiformes; Nothobranchiidae
Source: RefSeq, a predicted model, not a curated record
GUUAUGCUUCUUAUCGCCCCAGAAACACGAAAAUGCAAUAAAAAUUUGUUUCAUGGCUUUUUUCUCGGUGUAAAGUAAGAAAUUUUAAAAUUGUCUCUGUUUAUCGAACUUUGUCCUGUGAAUUAGUUCCCAAUCCAGAUGUUGAUUGGAGGUAAUAAAGUGAGUCAAAAGCAGAAAAAGCUUCAUUAGUUUAACUGUUGCUACAAUCUCUACGGUCGCUUUAACAGUUUAAACGUUACCAGUUAAAACUGGAUUUCAGACUGCUGGGAGAGAGAGAGAGAACUGGGUGAUUUAAGCCUCCACAACCGACAUCUGAAGUGAGACUUCAUCAGAAAUUCUGUCAGAGUGCUGAGGGAACAUUUAGUUCAGAUGUGAUGAAGGGAAACCAGGGUGGCUAGUCUUUAGCGCGCUAGUCGCUGAAACCAUGAUGGUAUUUUACUUUAUAACCCUCUUUUACUUGUUUAACCAAAGGUUUUAGAUGCUCAUUUUCACAAUAAAAGAGCUGAAAGACUCGACUAGCCUCUUGAAUUUUCUGAUAGCAUCUGAUAGCUGCCAAAUGCACAUCGUAACUUAAAGGUACAAUAAGUAAGUAUUUUACAGUGAAAUAAUCACAGAACAGCCUGAUGUCUCAGUCGUGCUGAGAGGAAGGUCGUGCUGGGACAGAUAUCCUUCUCAGCCAGCUGGAGGGGGUUGGUAGUUUUCCUCUUUUUAAAAGACGUAGCUUCCGUUUGAAACCAACGAGCCCGUGGGGUUGCCAAGUCUGGUGUUGGUAACUCGACACCCGCCGGCCAAAAGCAGCUCGGUUGUGGACAGCAUGUAACCAGUUAGCAGAGGCUAUUUAUUGUACUUCCAAGAACAUCCUUUUGUUUUACUCUAAUAUUGGGUAAAGAAGGCUAGAUGCUAAUGUUGAGCUAACAAUGCUAACUCUAAAAUAAUCUGAAACCACUUUUUAAAUGACCAACUGCUGGAUGUUACAGGGAGAUGUUUUUAUCUUCUAACCAACUUACGGCGCAUGACUCGUCUUCAUUGCUCAUCGUGAAUCUUUAGGCGCGGAUCUGGAAGCAGCCGUAAAACCCUCGUAAGUGGGAGUCCCUCACCACAUUUGUUUUGAUGCAUGGCCUGCAAUACCCACAUCUGACCACAGGAGGUCGUUGUUACAUCACAAUCCUUCAAAUGCUCAUAAAAUGGAGACCUCGUUUCUCUCCUCCCAAAACUACAACAGGCGUAAUCACGGGUGCAUCGUAUCAGCUUGUUUAUUUUAUUAUUUAGAUUUUUUUUUAAUAAUAACAUAACAUAAUAACAUAAAACGUUUUUUGAUCAGUGACACAAAGAAGAUGAUAAACAAUAGAGCUAUAAUAUUUAGGUCCUCUAACACCAUCAUUAAAUCCUCUGAAUAAAAAGGAUUUGAUCCUCAAAUCGAUCAAAGCUGCUUAGAUUUGUUUUUCAUCUCCUGGCUUCAUGUCCAGCAUGUUUUGUAUUUCAAAAUAAAAGUGCUGCUUUUAGAUUGUGUAAAACUUAUGUUUUCAGGUGUUUUUUAACUGUCAACAUUUUGUGUCUAACUCCAUCGAGGGGCUGCAGCUACUUGUUCAGUGGCUCAUUUGAACUGUUAGCUGUUGGAAUGAUAAAUGAAUGAAACGGUGCAGGUGAAGCUAAAAUAUGAUGAAAUAAGCCUAAUCACCUUUUUUACAGUUAGUGUGACGGUGAUUUACAUUCCUCUGAUGUUGUUUGGCCUGCUGGGGAACAUACUCACCAUUCUGGUGGUUUGGCUCCGCCCACACAUGAGAAGCUCUACUUACCUGUACCUGAGCAGCAUGGCUGUCAGCGAUCUGCUGAUCCUCCUGCUUCUGCCUCUGGAUCUAUACAAGCUGUGGAGACCUAGACCCUGGCCCUUAGGAGACCUUGCCUGUAAGCUGACCAUGUUCCUCUCUGAGUGCUGUACCUUUUGCACCAUCCUCCACAUCACCUUCCUCUCCUUGGAGAGGUACUUGGCAGUGUGUUGGCCAAUCACAGCAAAGACGAUGGUGACACGGCACAGAACCAGGGUCGUUAUUGGCUGCCUGUGGUUGGGCGCAGCAGUCAGCGCUGCACCCGUGCUGGUCAUGGUGGGGGUGGAGGACGUCGGGGUGGAGGACCCUGGUCUCAGCCAGUGGAGGGAAGGUGGUGGAUGGACGGGCGAGUUCGUGAUAGGCGGAGGAGAAACAGAAGGUGCACACAUGGCCUUGCUGGAUGCUGGGUUAGAUGGAAUACAGCUGGGAGAGAAAGAGACAAGAGGAUGGGACGAAGAACUCAGAGAAGUCAAUAACAAAUCUGGAGCGGUGACUGAACGGAAACGAGAGGAUGAAACAAAAGAUCUGGAGGAAUGGAAUAUCGACUCUGUCAGGGAACAGCAAAAUAAAAAGGAGGAUGAAGGAGGAGGAGAACAGAGAGCGGAUGGAGGUGAAGGAGAGAUCGACAGAAGAGAGUGCCGCUGCACACACUAUGCCAUCUCCUCAGGCCUGCUGGCAGCCAUGAUGAUUCUCUCCAACUUGUACUUCCUGGUUCCCCUUUGCAUCCUUGGACUGGUGUACAGCCUGAUUGGACGGACGCUGUGGCUCCGCCCCAAAAGCAGCAGGAGAGACCAGAGUCACCGAAACACUGUCAAGAUGCUGGGGAUGAUUGUUUUGGCGUUCGUCCUCUGCUGGCUGCCCUUCCAUGUUGGUCGAACUGUGUUAUCCCUGUCUCUCGAUGCACACGCGUACUUUCUAUACUACCUCUCUCAGUAUCUGAAUCUGGUGUCUUCUGUCCUCUUCUACCUCAGCGCUGCCGUCAACCCCCUCCUCUACAACCUGAUGUCUGCCAGAUACAGGCUAGCAGUGCACAGCCUCGUGCACAAGCACUCUCACACUCAUUCUCACCGCCUGCGCACGCUCACUUCACGACACUCCACCACCACUCUAUAAUAGGAAACACACACACAUACACACACACACAC